Molecule: messenger RNA, 2992 nt
Organism: Gorilla gorilla gorilla (western lowland gorilla)
Lineage: Eukaryota; Metazoa; Chordata; Mammalia; Primates; Hominidae
Gene: BABAM2
Product: BRISC and BRCA1 A complex member 2
Exons: 12
Coding region: 135-1238 (367 amino acids)
Biological process (GO): double-strand break repair
Cellular component (GO): BRCA1-A complex; BRISC complex
Source: RefSeq, a predicted model, not a curated record
GCGCACGCAUCCUGCCCGCGGCGCGCGCGCAGGUCGGUGCGUCGGUCGGGGGCGCGCUCGGGUACCUGUACCCCACGUAGUCGCCGGUUACCGAUCGGACUAAGUUCCAGUGGUGAUUUACAAGUCAAGUUAAAAUGUCCCCAGAAGUGGCCUUGAACCGAAUAUCUCCAAUGCUCUCCCCUUUCAUAUCUAGCGUGGUCCGGAAUGGAAAAGUGGGACUGGAUGCUACAAACUGUUUGAGGAUAACUGACUUAAAAUCUGGCUGCACAUCAUUGACUCCUGGGCCCAACUGUGACCGAUUUAAACUGCACAUACCAUAUGCUGGAGAGACAUUAAAGUGGGAUAUCAUUUUCAAUGCCCAAUACCCAGAACUGCCUCCCGAUUUUAUCUUUGGAGAAGAUGCUGAAUUCCUGCCAGACCCCUCAGCUUUGCAGAAUCUUGCCUCCUGGAAUCCUUCAAAUCCUGAAUGUCUGUUACUUGUGGUGAAGGAACUUGUGCAACAAUAUCACCAAUUCCAAUGUAGCCGCCUCCGGGAGAGCUCCCGCCUCAUGUUUGAAUACCAGACAUUACUGGAGGAGCCACAGUAUGGAGAGAACAUGGAAAUUUAUGCUGGGAAAAAAAACAACUGGACUGGUGAAUUUUCAGCUCGUUUCCUUUUGAAGUUGCCCGUGGAUUUCAGCAAUAUCCCCACAUACCUUCUCAAGGAUGUAAAUGAAGACCCUGGAGAAGAUGUGGCCCUCCUCUCUGUUAGUUUUGAGGACACUGAAGCCACCCAGGUGUACCCCAAGCUGUACUUGUCACCUCGAAUUGAGCAUGCACUUGGAGGCUCCUCAGCUCUUCAUAUCCCAGCUUUUCCAGGAGGAGGAUGUCUCAUUGAUUACGUUCCUCAAGUAUGCCACCUGCUCACCAACAAGGUGCAGUACGUGAUUCAAGGGUAUCACAAAAGAAGAGAGUAUAUUGCUGCUUUUCUCAGUCACUUUGGCACAGGUGUCGUGGAAUAUGAUGCAGAAGGCUUUACAAAACUCACUCUGCUGCUGAUGUGGAAAGAUUUUUGUUUUCUUGUACACAUUGACCUGCCUCUGUUUUUCCCUCGAGACCAGCCAACUCUCACAUUUCAGUCCGUCUAUCACUUUACCAACAGUGGACAGCUUUACUCCCAGGCCCAAAAAAAUUAUCCGUACAGCCCCAGAUGGGAUGGAAAUGAAAUGGCCAAAAGAGCAAAAAGAGAGAGCAACUGAGAUGGGGAGGAAUCCAGCUCUGCCUGACAUCCAGGCAUCCUCUCCAAAUUGCAUAGGUCAGUGAGAACGUGUUAUUUAUUAGAACCUGACAUCUGUUGCAGUGAAAUGAUAAGCUCCAUUAAAAAGCCUGGCCAUCAAUUACUGCCAAUACAGCCUUCAUCCCAGAGGAAGCCACUCACCAUCCUCUCAGCCUGUGCAGACCAGGCUGCACCAGGCACGGAGUGUUUACAGUCCAGCUCAGCCUCCUGGCUCCCCUGGGGGAGGGGCAGCAGGUAAAUCCCUUCUGCAAGUCCCCUCAGGCCAUCUCUCCCCAGGCCCUCCAUCUGUAUUCCUUUGGUUCCACUGGAAGCUUCUCUGGGAGCUGUUUUAAAGACUGCACCCCCUGUUUAUCCUGCUUUCUCAGUGGAAAACAGUUAGGGCUUUUGUUCUGGCCUCAGUCACACAAGCCAGAAGAAGCUGCACUGAACUCAGCUUAUCAGGAUAGUCACACAGAGAGAGUAACUGGGCUGGGCGUGGUGGCUCACACCUGUAAUCCCAGCACUUUGGGAGGCCGAGGCAGGUGGAUCACCUGAGGUCAGGAAUUCAAGACCAACCUGGGAAACAUGGUGAAACCCUGUCUCUACUAAAAAUACAAAAAUUAGCCAGGCAUGAUGGCGGGCGUCUGUAAUCCCAGCUACUCAGGAGAGUGAGGCAGGAGGAUCACUUGAACCGGGGAGACAGAGGUUGCAGUGAGCCAAGAUCGUGCCACUGCACUCCUGCCAGGGUGACAGAGCAAGACCCCGUCUCAAAAAUAAAAAUAAAGAAAAAAAGAGUAACUGGAAGGUCAGCACAUCUUUGUCGGGAAAAUUAACUCAGGUGUGCCCUUUCAAGAACAAUUGAGUGGGCUGGGCGCGGUGGCUCACGCCUGUAAUCCCAGCACUUUGGGAGGCCGAGGCAGGCGGAUCACAAGGUCAGGAGAUCAAGACCAUCCUGGCUAACAUGGUGAAACCCUGCCUCUACUAAAAAUACAAAAAAUCAGCCGAGUGUGGUGGCGGGCACCUGUAGUCCCAGGUACUUGGGAGGCUGAGGCAGGAGAAUGGCGUGAACCUGGGAGGCGGAGCUCGCAGUGAGCCGAGAUCGCGCCACUGCACUCCAGCCUAGGCGACAGAAUGAGACCCUGUCUCAGAAAAAAAAAAAAGAACAAUUGAGUGUUCAAGCUUGGGUUCCAAUUACCCCGCCAGCCACUGGGGAAGUGUUUGGGAUCACCAAGGAGAGCAACUUCCUUGCUUGUGAGUUAGGGUCACGUAUUCUCUUUCCUGGAAAAACAGACAGAUGCCCCAUAGAGUUAGAAAGGAAAGGGUAGAGGAGCUGGUUUGGGAUUUUUAUGAUAAACCGUAGUAGGAACAUAUGCUAUUAAUGGAAUCAGAGUUCCUUUUGAACAGCUGGGGGAAGAAACAUACAGUAAGUCAAGAAAAAGCAAAGGAUAGUGGCCUGGGAGUCAAGUGACUUGGGUCUCAUCUAGGGACCAUUAUGAAUUUCCUUCAUGAUCAUGGAAAAGACACGUCACCUUUCUGGACUUCAGUACCCUCCUCUGAAAGUACUGGGCUAGUACCCACCUGGUAAUCACUAAGCUGUAAUAUAUUUCUGGAAUUUUAAGUGAAAAUUGUUUAAGGUAGAUGAGCAUACUUUUUUAUUCAUGUUGAGAAACUUCCAUCUCUGUUGCCGGAGGUCAGACACAAAUUGAAAACAUUACUAAAUGGAAUUAAGUACACCGU